UUCACAUUUGUCAAAUACACAACUUUAAGCAUUUGCAUUUUGCAAAUUAAUAUUUAGCAUUUUCGUAAGAGAUUUUCCCUAACACUUUUCCACGUGUUUGGUUUAUUCGUUUUUCCAUCUAUUACUAUAAUAUGGGUGUAGAUAUAGAAACUCUUUCGCCUGGAAAUGGCUCAACUUACCCAAAACCCGGUCAAACAGUUGUCGUCCAUUAUACUGGAACCCUGCAAAAUGGCAAAAAGUUCGAUUCUUCUAGGGAUCGUGGCCAACCAUUCAAAUUCACCCUAGGAAAAGGGGAUGUAAUUAAGGGCUGGGAUCAAGGAUUGGCUAAAAUGUCAGUAGGUGAGAGAGCUAAACUUACCUGCUCCCCUGACUUUGCUUAUGGAUCUAGAGGUCACCCUGGAGUCAUUCCACCGAAUGCUACUCUUGUGUUUGAUGUUGAAUUAUUACGAGUUGAAUAAAUUUCUUGCCAUAUUUAUUAAAUUAAAAUUAAAUUAUUAUUAUUGUAUUAUAAAUUAUUUAUUAAAAAUAACACAAAAUAUUUUAUUUGUUUAGUUUAAAGCUGUGUAUAUUUGGUUGGUGACUUAGGUUUUUAUCAUCAUAGUUUAUUAUUGUUAAUUAUCAAUUUAAUGUCAUUUUUACAACUUUUUUGUAUGAUUGUGUUUUUACUACUUUUCCAAUGAACCUAUAAUUUAAAUUGAUAUAAGAUUUAAGUAGUGUACUUUAAUUUGUUUGUCAUAAUAUUCAUUUUUUGUUUAAUAAGAAUAGUAAUAGGAAAAUGAUUUUGGUACUCAGAAACCUUGUAAAUCAUGGUAAUUUGAUGUAUGCAAUUACAAAUUGCACUAAUGUAUUUAAUAUAACAUAUAUCUCAAAUGAAUGAAAGCUGCCUGUAAUGCUUUUGCAUUUACCUAAAAAU
Vanessa tameamea is the source of this 913-nucleotide messenger RNA. Its product is annotated as peptidyl-prolyl cis-trans isomerase Fkbp12-like. Gene Ontology annotation, molecular function: peptidyl-prolyl cis-trans isomerase activity. The record is from RefSeq and is a predicted model, not a curated record. The transcript is spliced from 3 exons. Gene Ontology annotation, cellular component: sarcoplasmic reticulum membrane; cytoplasm. NCBI's taxonomy places the organism in Eukaryota, Metazoa, Arthropoda, Insecta, Lepidoptera, Nymphalidae. Gene Ontology annotation, biological process: protein peptidyl-prolyl isomerization. Bases 132 to 458 code for a protein of 108 amino acids.